AUGGCUCCCUCCCUCACCGAGACAGUGGCUCUGCGGGCCCCGCCGGUUGCGACUUCGCUGAAGUCGGACGGUGGACACAACAAGGAAAACUUGAUUGGAUACAAGAUCGAAAAGGAGCGCGAGAUUAAAGGCACAGACAAGCUCCCUCCGGUGUCUUACCCGGAUUAUCUGCCCGUUUGGGAUAACGAGACAGAAAGAUAUCCUCCUCUGCAGCACUUCGAGCACUAUGACCAUGGCAAAGAUGCCGAUGCCUCUUUCCCAGACCUGCUGCCUCAGGGCCAAGUCGAGGUCGAUGAGAUCACACCCUUCAUUGGCUCUGAGGUCCAUGGCGUGCAACUAAGCCAACUGUCUGACAAGGGAAAGGAUCAAUUGGCCCUAUAUGUUGCACAGCGACGAGUCGUCGCGUUCCGCGACCAAGACUUUGCAUCCCGCCCGAUUCAAGAGGCCGUCGACUAUGCCGGAUACUUUGGCCGACACCACAUCCACCAGACCUCUGGGGCCCCCAAGGGCUUCCCAGAGAUUCACCUUGUCUUCCGCGGUGCUGAUGACCGUACCGGCGAUGAAUUCCUGAAGCAGCGCACAAAUACUAUCACAUGGCACUCCGAUGUCACCUUUGAGAAGCAGCCCCCGGCACGACUUUCUUAUAUGUGCUCGAUGGCCCAACCACAGGUGGCAUAUAAGCGCUUGUCGCCUGGUUUCCGGGAACGACUCCACGGGUUGAAGGCCGUACACUCCGGCCUCGAGCAGAUCAAUGCUAGUUUGAAUAGCGGUGGUAUUGCCCGCCGUGAUCCUAUCACAUCGGAGCACCCCAUUGUCCGGACUCACCCGGUGACUGGUGAGAAGGCACUUUAUGUGAACCCUCAGUUCACCCGUUACAUUGUUGGAUACAAGAAAGAAGAAUCAGACCACCUCCUCAAGUUCCUAUACGACCACAUCGCCUUGUCGCAAGACGUUCAGGCUCGUAUUCGCUGGAAGGCUGGCACCGUCGUCGUCUGGGAUAACCGUGUGGCAUGCCACUCUGCCGUCUUCGAUUGGGAAGAUGGCCAGCGCCGACACCUCGCUCGUCUCACACCCCAGGCUGAGCCUCCCUUUGAGACACCCUUUGAUGGUUAG
Molecule: messenger RNA, 1113 nt
Organism: Penicillium coprophilum
Lineage: Eukaryota; Fungi; Ascomycota; Eurotiomycetes; Eurotiales; Aspergillaceae
Product: TauD/TfdA dioxygenase family protein
Exons: 6
Coding region: 1-1113 (370 amino acids)
Cellular component (GO): cytoplasm
Molecular function (GO): 2-oxoglutarate-dependent dioxygenase activity
Source: RefSeq, a predicted model, not a curated record